AUGGCAUCCAAGCGAAAGGCAGCCGCCUUGGGCGCCACUGUUAGCGACGAGCCGGUCGAUCCCGCCGACGAGCUCAUGUUCUUGGCCCUGGGAGGUGGCAACGAAGUCGGUCGAUCCUGUCACAUCAUACAAUACAAGGGCAAGACUGUCAUGCUCGACGCCGGCCAGCAUCCUGCAUACGAUGGUCUAGCUUCUCUGCCCUUUUUCGACGAGUUCGAUCUGAGCACAGUCGAUGUGCUCCUCAUAACCCAGGCCCCGUCCCAAAUGUGUAUUAUCCGUAGUAUUCGCAUCAAGGAUUUCAUGUCGCUGACGUUUUCUUUUUUUGUUAGUUUCCACAUCGACCAUGCUGCAUCCUUACCAUAUGUCCUGGCCAAGACAAAUUUCAAGGGCAGGGUCUUCAUGACGCACCCUACCAAGGCCAUCUACAAGUGGCUCAUCUCAGACAGCGUCAGAGUUGGCAACACUUCUUCAAACCCAACAUCGCAGCCAGUGUACACAGAACAGGACCAUGAGGCUACCCUCCCGCGGAUAGAGGCUAUUGAUUAUCACACCACUCAUACUGUCUCAUCCAUCAGAAUCACGCCAUACCCCGCCGGGCACGUCUUGGGUGCUGCCAUGUAUCUCAUUGAGAUUGCUGGGCUCAAGAUCUUCUUCACAGGUGAUUACUCGAGAGAGCAAGAUCGACAUCUUGUCUCUGCCGAGGUGCCUCGCGGCGUCAAGAUCGACGUCUUGAUCACCGAGUCCACAUACGGUAUUGCCAGCCACGUACCAAGAUUAGAGCGAGAGCAGGCCCUAAUGAAGUCCAUUACGGGCAUUCUCAACAGGGGAGGUCGUGUGCUCAUGCCCGUGUUUGCUUUGGGUCGAGCUCAGGAGCUCCUGCUGAUCUUGGACGAGUACUGGGGCAAGCACCCGGAAUUCCAGAAGAUCCCCAUUUACUACGCCAGUAACCUUGCUCGGAAGUGUAUGCUCGUCUACCAGACAUAUGUCGGCGCCAUGAAUGAUAACAUCAAGCGUCUCUUCCGGGAACGCAUGGCCGAGGCCGAAGCGGCUGGCGACGGGGCCGGAAAUGGAGGCCCAUGGGAUUUCAAGUUUAUCCGUGCUCUCAAGAACCUCGACCGCUUUGAGGACGUUGGAGGCUGUGUCAUGCUGGCUAGUCCCGGUAUGCUGCAGAACGGUGUCAGUCGAGAACUUCUCGAGAGAUGGGCCCCGAGUGAGAAGAACGGUGUCAUUAUCACCGGUUACAGCGUAGAGGGCACCAUGGCGAAGCAGAUCGUUACGGAGCCAGAUCAAAUUCCUGCAGUCAUGUCCAGGAAUUCAAACGCCAUGAGGAGAGGACCUGGAGGAGAAGGCGAGAGGCUCAUGAUACCCAGGAGGUGCAGCGUUGCAGAGUACUCUUUUGCGGCCCACGUCGACGGCAACGAAAACAGAGAGUUCAUCGAGGAAGUGAAUGCGCCAGUGGUGAUCUUGGUACAUGGCGAACAGCACAACAUGAUGCGUUUAAAGUCGAAGCUCCUCUCACUUAACAAUGCCAAAGCCGAAGGAGAGAAGACAAAAGUGUUCAGUCCUCGCAACUGCGAGGAACUGCGUAUUCCGUUCAAGACCGACAAGAUAGCCAAGGUUGUUGGCAAGCUAGCAUCAAUCGCACCGCCGACCAAGAUCAUGGCGGCCGAUGAUCCCGAGGCGCCUCUCGUGACUGGUGUCUUGGUCCAGAACGACUUCAAGAUGUCCGUCAUAGAUCCUGAAGACUUGCGGGAAUAUGCCGGUCUCACCACAUCCAUGAUCACAUGCAAGCAACGUUUAACCUUGAAGGCAGCAGGUGCUGAUCUCAUUCACUGGGCACUUGAGGGGACUUUUGGCAGCGUUGAUGAGCUUCCUGAAACGAAGAACAGAAUAAAAAGCGACGAAGAUAGCAAUGGUGAUGCGAGGAUGGCUGAUGUUGAUGACGUGGUCACACAGACCGUGGCCGCUUAUCUGGUCAUGGGUUGUGUAACCGUGCGGAUCCGCAACGACGGCGAGGUCGAGCUGGAGUGGGAAGGUAACAUCCUCAAUGACGGAAUUGCCGACGCUGUCAUCGCCGUACUCUUAUCUGUUGAGAGCAGCCCGGCAGCCGUGAAGCAAUCAGGGAGCAAGCACUCACACUCUCAUGCCCUUCCGGCACGCAACCUGCACACGCACCUUUCGCCGCAGGAGCGAUUGGAGCGCCUCUUCCUAUUUCUCGAGGCUCAGUUCGGCGCGGAUGCCGUAGCGCCCAUUGCCAAGCCCAAGCUCCCGCCUCUGACAAAGGAUGCUAAGCCGGUCACCGAUGGCGGCUCAGAGACAUCUAUGGAAGCAUCCGAGGACGGCGACGACGAGGAGAAGCUGCAAGAGCUACGAGAGAAGACGGAGAUCGAGCGGCUGCACAAGAUCGGCAUCCCUGUUCCUGGUGUCAGCAUCAAGGUCGACAAGAUGUUCGCUACGGUCUGGCUGGAGGAUCUCGAGGUUGAGUGCUCGAACCGUGUGUUCGCGGAUAGAGUCAGGGCUGUGGUUGAAAGGGCUGCUGAGGUUACGGCACCUCUGUGGGGAUGA
Truncatella angustata is the source of this 2565-nucleotide messenger RNA. RefSeq names its product beta-lactamase-like protein. Gene Ontology annotation, cellular component: mRNA cleavage and polyadenylation specificity factor complex. Gene Ontology annotation, molecular function: RNA binding; RNA endonuclease activity; 5'-3' exonuclease activity. NCBI's taxonomy places the organism in Eukaryota, Fungi, Ascomycota, Sordariomycetes, Amphisphaeriales, Sporocadaceae. The transcript has 5 exons. Gene Ontology annotation, biological process: mRNA 3'-end processing by stem-loop binding and cleavage. The record is from RefSeq and is a predicted model, not a curated record. Bases 1 to 2565 code for a protein of 854 amino acids.